UUUGUUUAACGUCGACCUAAUCUACUGUGCAAAUGAGUCGAGCUUGUGCUAACAGUCGUUUAUACCGUCAUUCAUAUUUGAAGAGAGUCCCGCGAGGGAGACAUUCGACUGAACACUACGAAACGACAACUACCGAAAAGUGCCUCCAGUUCGAAAUUAGAUGCAACUUGAAACAGUUUGUUUAUAACAUGUGGCAAUGGCGUUUAACAUGCAAAAAAACAACAUUCUUCGUUUAUUGCUUCUGGUGCUCGCGUCAUUACCGUUGAUAACGUCGACUAAUAUCGACUGUAAGGGAAACGCCUUUCAUUGUGUGAAUUCGACCCAUUUUAUGAUAUGCGUCGACAUUGGUCAUGGACUAUCAAGCACUGUAGAUGAUUUUAUGAUACCAUGCCCGAUGAAUACCGAAUGUCGAAUAACUAACAGAUUUGAGUGCGAGUAUCCUCCGAUUCCAUCGACAACGACUUUGGCGUCAACAACUGUUGAAAUAAUGGAUUUGGCUACAACUGUUGAUCAAAUGGAAACGGCUUUGUUCUCAGAAGUUAAAAAUGUUGAACACUCGACUACUGUGAGUCCCAGUACAGAAAUAAAUGAUUUAAAGGAUAGCGUAACUACCGAACAAAUAGGCACAAGCAUAAUACCCGAAUCGACUCAAAAAAUAUCAGAAGAUGUUAUGGAUCAAACUAUGAGUCCUCAAAUGAAUAAAAUUUAUACUGAAAAGGAUAUAAAGUUAUCAACAACUACAUCUGAUAAUGGUGUAGAUGUAUUUACGACAGUCGAUCCAAUUUCUAUAACAACAUCCGAUACAACUUUCACGGAGCCAGUUACACAAAUAGUUGAAAUAACACAAAUGAUUGAUGAUUCACUAACAUAUUCGAGUCAACAUGAUACGACGUCGAUAAGCGUUGUAUCAGAUGAAAGCUUAAAGGAUUCUAUAAGUAAAGAUAAAGAUAACGUAUUUGUAGAUGUGUUAACAAAGUAUUCUUCAACUAGAGACAUUGAGGUGACAACUGAUGUUGGUUUUGCUCCUAUCGACUUAGCUUUUGCACCAAAUACUGAAUUAGAAGCAACGACUAACACUCUAGUUAAUGAUAUCUAUAAAAAUACUGAAGCGAUAAGUACAGGUACCAUGACCAUUAUUACAAAUGCCAUGGAAAAUACUUUGUACACUACCAAGGGAGACAUAAUAGAUAAUAGUGUCAAUGACACUGCAACGACAGAGAGUUUAGUAUUAUCCUCGGAAAUGGAAUUUUCGACCGAUAAUACUACUGCUGAUAUUCGAACGACGAUUUUCGACAUUUCAAAUAUGUCAUCUAAAAAUAGGGUUCCAGCUGAUUUAAAUGUUAUAGACUUCUCGACACCUUUAAUGAAUGACUUCAAUAGUGCAUCUACUAUGGACCCAAUGACUACCCAAGACCCAACAAUAUUGUUACCGUCAUAUACUGUACCAGCAAUAACAAAGAAAGAUAGUCUUGCAUUUUCAGUUAAAAAUGUUUUUUAUGGUAUGAUGGAAUCUACACAAACUGAAAACUUUAUUACUGAAGAGAAUACACAAGUAAAUGCUUUAGUAACUGAAAAUCACAUCUCAAAUACCCCAAGUGGAACAACAAUAAGUGAAUUACCUGUGAAUAUCGUAAGUGAAGAAUAUAUGGAACCAAGACGCUACGAUGGGAAUGAUUCAACCACUGAAUACACUGAAACGGCAUUUACAACAAAAUCAAUUUAUAAUAUUGUCGAUGAUAAAUCUCCUCAAAAUAUUACUAGCGAUAUGUCAACGACAAUAUUUGACGUUCAAAAUACUGAGAACACAUCACCUAAAAAUGUAGCACGAAAAGAUAAAAUUAAUACAGAUCCCUCUAAAAUUUUAAUGAAUAGUUUAUUUACUACAGAAUCAAUAACUACUCUAGACUUAACAACGACAGAGGCAGACAAUUUGCCAUUUUCAAGCAAAAAUGAUUUUUAUAGUACAGAGGCUACACAAGCUAGCGAAAUCGCGACUAAAGAAGGAACACAAGUAAAUAAAUUACUAAUUGAAAGCCAUAUAUUUCAUCACACAAAUGCUCCAAGUGCAACAACAAUAAUUAACGAACUACCAGUGACAAUUGUAGGUGAAGAUUUUACACAACAAGAAAACUACGAUGACGUAAUCACUGAAAAUCCUGAAAAAUCACUAUCGACAACAUCACUUUCUGAAGGAGUUACUCAAAAUGUUGAAGAAAUUAGCACAAAAACGACCGAAAACACAAACAUACCUAGUAUUAUUACUGCUGAUCAGGGGUUAAAACCAACCGAAGCAUUUGCUACGACUAUAUCUCAUUUAUUCGAGUCCCAUGACCAAGAUUUACAGACGACUGAGGGUCUUGUCAGUACAUUAACUAUUGAUUCACAAAGAUCUUUAGAACCCUCUAAUAUAUUGUCUAAUGGUUCUCAAGCUCAGAAUACUAAUGUAAAUUUAACGAAUAUUGACAAUGAAGUUGCUAUAACGUCAGACAUGGAUUUAUUGUUGCCCAUUGUAGCCAACGAUAUAGAAUCGGCCACCGAGUUCCUUAACCAAGUAGAAAUUAAUUUGAGUUUUUACAAUUCUAACUUAUCAAGAACUUUAGAAAAUUUGACAUUAUAUGAUCCAGCACAGGUUGAUCAAGACAAAGCAGAGGGAAAAGUUUCACAAACGAUUGAAAAACACAUGGAGGCAUCAUUAGCUGCUAAAGUAAAUACAAAUACUGAAAGUAUAAAAAGUGUAAACACUACUAGUGAUAGAGAAAACUUCACAGUAACUACUACUAAACUUGUCAGUUCUUCAAGUACAGAUGAAUCUAUAUCAAUAUACAAUAUGUUAAAAACAGAGGAGCCGGAAGAGAAACAAAUAGAUAAAAUAUUUACAUCAACAGUUGGCGAUAGACCUGAAGCAGAUAUUUCUAGUACAACUCUUACGUCGAUUUCAAAUGUCAAUUACGAUACUUCUUCAUUAGUAAUACCUCAAGUAACCAGCCAAGAAUUAGUAACAGAUCCUGUCAAUGACAAAUUGAGUUCAAAAAUACCAAAUAAGUUGUCUUCACUUUUGACUACAAAUAAUAUGCAAAUUGAAAAAGUUACAGAAAGUUUUAAAUCUACUUUAGUAUCAAGUGUUAUAAAUGAAGAAAUAAAUAUAAAUAUUGAUGAACGAAUUACGACUUCUAAGGCCCUAAUAGAAACUGACAGCAUAGGUAAUGAAGAAGGCAUUUUACGCAUAAAUAAUUUAGGCUUUACAACAGAAGACCAUACAACGGCUCAAACAACGAUUCAAAGUCUAUACGAUUAUACAAAAUAUUAUGAUAUGGUUUCCACAGAAAAUUAUGAAUCAAUUACAACUGAAAAUGAUAUUCAUACUACUAUGUAUGAGUCUUUGAAUUUUGGAAUGGUAAAGACAACCGAGUUAAAUGUAGAGAAGAAUAUUGGUACAAGCUCUACAAAACCUGUUCAUAAUAGUAAAAGUGAACAAGACUUUGAAUUCGAAGUAGGUAAACUAAUGGUUUCUACGACUAUGACAAGCACUCAAGUAGAACAAGUACGAAACAUAGCUAUUCCCUACACUACGACUGAAAAUAUGAUGGAAUAUGAGACAACUAUGGCAAGUACUCAAGAUAUCAAAACAGAACAAGUACGAAACAUAGUUAUUCCCUACACUACUACUGAAAAUAUAAUGGUAUAUGACGCAACUAUGACAACCACUCGAGAUAUCAAAACAGAACAAGUUCGAAACAUAGGUAUUCCCUACACUGCUACUGAAAAUAUAAUGGAAUAUAAUGCAACUAUGACAAACACUCAAGAUAUCCCAAUAGAACAAGUACGAAACCUAGUUAUUCCCUACACUAUGACUGAAAAUAUGAUGGAAUAUGAUGGAACUAUGACAAGCACUCAAGUUAUCCAAAAAGAACAAGUACGAAACAUAGCUAUUCCCUACACUACGACUGAAAAUAUGAUGGAAUAUGACGCAACUAUGACAAGCACUCAAGGUAUCCAAGUAGAACAAGUACGAAACAUAGCUAUUCCCUACACUACGACUGAAAAUAUGAUGGAAUAUGAGACAACUAUGGCAAGUACUCAAGAUAUCAAAACAGAACAAGUACGAAACAUAGUUAUUCCCUACACUAUGACUGAAAAUAUAAUGGAAUAUGACGCAACUAUGACAAGCACUCAAGGUAUCAAAACAGAACAAGUACGAAACAUAGUUAUUCCCUACACUACUACUGAAAAUAGAAUGGAAUAUGACGCAAUUAUAACAAGCACUCAAGAUAUCCAAAUAGAACAAGUACAAAACAUAGGUAUUCCCUACACUACUACUGAAAAUAUGAUGAAAUAUGACGCAACUAUGACAAGCACUCAAGAUAGCCAAAUAGAACAAGUACGAAGCAAGGUUAUUCCCUAUACUACUACUAAAGAUAUGGUGCAAUAUGAUGAAAAUAAUGGAAACUAUGCAAUUAACAUUCACGAAAAGACGUCUAGAGUUAAAUCAUCUCUUCAGUCUAUUAAUAAUAUUGAUACGAAUAUACUAUCCACUCCAUUCUUAACCACGACUGAUAAAACUAACGGCAAUAUUGAUAUGCUGGAAAAUGAAAAUACUGAAUAUUUAGAUUAUAAAGUUAAGAUUGGCGUUAUGGAAUCAGAAGACAAAACCAAUAUCUUAUAUUCUAAUGAAAAAAAUAAUGGUUCAAAAGCUAAUGUUAAUAGUACUGUUAAUAUAAGACAAAUUGAAACCGCAACUUAUACAACAAAUAGAGCUUAUGAUACAAGAAUGGUUUCGGAACUUACUCAAACAACCACCACAGAUCUAAAUCUGAGUCCAGCACAGAAUUCGACAUUGCAACCUGAUAUUAAUAUUAUGGAAAAAGACGCCAGUAUGUUCUUAACACAAAACGAGGUUACAAAUAACAAAAAUAUUCUCACAAACAUUGAUAUAAAUUCUCAAAAGAAUAUCACGCAAACAAGUACAAAAGAAAAAUUGGACGAUUACCAAAUUAUAGGAAUCAAUGAAAACCAAGAAGUGGCGGAAAAUAUUUACCACGAUAAUGUUGACAUCGCUUAUAGUCAAAACAUAUCUAAUACAAUAACAACUUCGCCAAUCCCUAAAGUUAUAUUAAGAGUGGCACCUGGCAAACCUGUAAAUCAAACUGUUAUAGAAACUAUAUCAGAAGAUUAUACUGAAAGCGAAAUUCAUCGUUCAGUUUCAAGAAUUCAAAAUAUGACUCACAAAAUCAAUGCGAGUUAUGAUAUAUCUCAAAACAUCACUACUAGUAUUGAUGAAGUCAAAAAACUAUCUAGUUAUACAAUUUCAUCGCAAACUAAGUCAGUUAGCCACCAACCAACUCAAGGUCUUAAAGAAGUGCGUAGUAGCGGAGCAACAAUUUCAAAAUUAUUUGAGAAAGAUAAAAUUGAAAAAGUGAAUUUUGACUGUCUCUAUCGUUUUCGUGGAAGAUACGCUGAUAAUGAAAACUGCAGAAGAUUUUAUAUUUGUAUAGGAAGACAGUAUCCAAUAGUGGGAAUGUGCCCUGUUGAUACGGUUUUCAGUGAAUUUAGAAAACAAUGUACCAAUAACUUAUCGCACUGCGUUCGAAAUUACGUAUUUUACUGUACCUCGGAGGGCAGAUUCAGUGACAUUUUUAAUAAUAAUAUGUACUACAUAUGUGUUAAGAACAAUGAUAACAAAUUUAUUCGAUAUAAACUACAGUGUGAAAAUGGGUAUUAUUUAAAUAAAGCUUCUUACCAUUGCACUCCGAACGCAAUAGUAAAGCCGCAGUCGACGCUACUGGAAAGUGACAAAUCUCAGAUAAGCAGUGAUACGAGUGUCAGCCUAACAAAUUCUAACGAAUCUCGAAAAAUAAAGAAAGGCGAUGAUUUAAAAUGUGAAAAAGAAGGUAAAUUUCCUGAUCCGAAUAAUUGCACAAAAUAUUAUGUAUGUUCUAAGCAUAAAUCAUCUUUUAAAAAGAAAGUCAAAUCAUGUGAUAGUGACGAAGUGUUUGAUAAACAUAAAGAGAAGUGCGUAGACGCUGAAAGCUAUGAGUGUUAAUUUUUCUAUAUUAAUCUGUAAACAAGAAUGUUUUACAUGAUUUGUUAAAUUAAAAUUAUGAACACUAAAAAGUUA
Manduca sexta (tobacco hornworm) is the source of this 6115-nucleotide messenger RNA. RefSeq lists its product as uncharacterized. Gene Ontology annotation, molecular function: chitin binding. Gene Ontology annotation, cellular component: extracellular region. The record is from RefSeq and is a predicted model, not a curated record. The transcript has 2 exons. The coding region runs from base 197 to 6040 and encodes 1947 amino acids. Lineage: Eukaryota; Metazoa; Arthropoda; Insecta; Lepidoptera; Sphingidae.